Molecule: messenger RNA, 3534 nt
Organism: Salmo salar (Atlantic salmon)
Lineage: Eukaryota; Metazoa; Chordata; Actinopteri; Salmoniformes; Salmonidae
Product: ATP-binding cassette sub-family F member 1
Molecular function (GO): ATP hydrolysis activity; ATP binding
Source: RefSeq, a predicted model, not a curated record
AGUUGGGACAAUGAUGUGUUUAUACACGUCAUUGAGUUAGGCCUCUCGCUUUGCUUCUUCCUCUUUGGUGGUGCUCUCGCUUCAUCAUGUAGAGAGAAGUUCUUAGGCCGCAUGUGUUGUGACAAAACACUUGCGCUUCACUGACAGCCACACUUACCACUGCUUUUAAGUUAUUUUAAGACAGAUUCAGGUAUUUAUCUGUUAAUAUACGUAUAAAUAAAUAGACGAAAAUGCCCAAGAAAGCAAAAGAAGAUGCAGAAUGGGAAGGAGAAGAGGGAGCAGCCCCACCAGCGGCGGCAGAAAAAUCAGUAAAGAAAGGAAAGAAGGAUAAGAAGGGGAAGAAGAGUUUCUUUGAUGAGCUGGCCACAGAUAACAAAAAGGAGGAUGGACCUAUGGCGAAGGAGACUCAAGGAAAGCAGCCUCAGAAGAAAAAGAAAGACCGGCGGAAAGGUAAAGGUGGAGAGGGAGACGAUGAUGAUGACGAGGAUAUGAUGGAGAAACUGAAGAAGCUGUCAGUGCAAGCCAGCGAGGACGAGGAAGAGGAGGUUGUGGCCCCCAGAAAAGGCAAGGGAAGUAAGGCCGGGAACAUAUUUGCAGCUCUCAGUCAGGGAGACAGUGAUGGUGAUGAUGGAGUGGCUGGAGGGGAGGAUGAUAAUGAUGAAGAAGAGAGACGGAUGAAGGAGGUUGAGAAGGUGCAGAAGGGCAAGAAAAAAGAUAAACCUAAGCCAAAAGCAAAGGCUCCCUCCGAUGAUGAGGCGGAGGAAGAGAAGAAAGACAAGGAUGAGAAAAAAGCUGUGAAAAAUAACAAGAACCCAGAGGCUAAAACAGCACCCAAGGCAACUGAGGAGGAGGAAGCAGAGGAGGAGAAGCCCCAGCCGAAGAAAGGCAAGAAGGAACAGCCCAAGAGGAUGAACAAACCUGAUCGCCCGCCUCGCAGCGAAGAUGAAGAGGGUGAAGACGAUGAAGAUGACACAAUGAAGUGUGCUGAAGAUGUGAUCGCAGAGCAGGAGAAAGGUGACGACCCCUUUGCCAACAUGAGCAAGAAGGAGAAGAAGAAGAAAAAGAAAAUGAUAGAAUAUGAGAAGCAGGUGGCCAGUGUGCGUGCUGCCAACGCCAUCGAAGGUGAUUUCUCAGUGUCCCAGGCUGAGUUGUCUUCCAGGCAGGCCAUGCUGGAGAACGCAUCAGAUAUCAAGCUGGAGAGGUUCAGUAUAUCAGCUCACGGGAAGGAGCUGUUUGUCAACGCAGAUCUCCUGGUGGUAGCAGGAAGACGCUACGGUCUGGUUGGACCUAAUGGGAAGGGGAAGACCACUCUCCUGAAACAUAUCGCCAACAGAGUUCUCAGUAUCCCUCCUAACAUCGAUGUGCUGCUCUGUGAGCAAGAGGUGAUAGCUGAUGACACCCCGGCGGUCCAGGCUGUGUUGAAGGCAGACACGAGGCGUCUGAAGCUCCUAGAAGAGGAGAGACAACUCCAGGCUCUGCUGGAGAAAGGAGAAGACAGCGUGGCUGAGAGACUGGACAAGGUCUAUGAGGAGUUGAGGAUUAUUGGGGCAGCAGCAGCGGAGGCGAAAGCCCGUCGUAUCCUGGCUGGUCUCUCCUUCACCCCAGAGAUGCAGAAUCGAGCUACCAAGAAGUUCUCUGGAGGCUGGAGGAUGAGAGUCUCACUUGCCAGAGCUCUGUUCAUGGAGCCCACCCUGCUGAUGCUGGAUGAGCCCACCAACCAUCUUGACCUCAACGCUGUCAUCUGGCUCAACAACUACCUUCAGGGCUGGAAGAAGACUCUGCUCAUCGUGUCUCACGACCAGAGUUUCCUGGACGAUGUGUGUACUGACAUCGUUCACCUGGACAACCAGAAACUUUACUACUACAGAGGGAACUACUUGACGUUUAAGAAGAUGUACGUUCAGAAGCAGAAGGAGCUCCAGAAACAGUACGACAAACAGGAGAAGAAGCUCAAAGAUCUCAAGGCUGGAGGGAAGUCCACCAAACAGGCUGAGAAGCAGACUAAGGAAGCCUUGACCAGGAAGCAGGCAAAGGGAAAGAAGAAGGGAGGAGUGGAAGAGGAGAGUCAGGAAGCAACAGAGCUGCUCAAACGACCCAAAGAGUACACUGUCAAAUUCACCUUCCCCAACCCCCCUUCUCUCUCUCCUCCCAUCCUUGGACUGCACAGUGUGGACUUUGCCUUUGAGGGACACAAACCUCUCUUCAAGAAUGUGGACUUUGGUAUCGACAUGGAGACUAGAAUUUGUAUAGUUGGUCCCAAUGGAGUCGGGAAGAGUACGCUACUACUACUUCUCACUGGCAGGUUAAAUCCAACCAAGGGGGAGAUGAGAAAGAACCAUCGGUUGAAGGUGGGCUUCUUUAACCAGCAGUAUGCUGACCAGCUGAACAUGGAGGAGGCAGCUACAGAGUACCUCCAGAGGAACUUCAACCUGCCCUACCAGGACAGCAGGAAGUGUCUGGGCCGCUUCGGACUGGAGAGUCACGCACACACCAUCCAGAUCUCCAAGCUAUCAGGUGGUCAGAAAGCCCGAGUGGUAUUUGCUGAGCUGGCCUGUCGGCAACCUGACGUUCUCAUCCUGGAUGAGCCUACUAACAACCUGGACAUUGAGUCGAUCGAUGCCUUAUCAGAAGCGAUCAAUGAGUACAAAGGAGCGGUGAUCAUUGUGAGCCACGAUGCCCGGCUGAUCACUGAGACAGCCUGUCAGCUGUGGGUGGUGGAGGACCGGUCUGUCAACCAGAUAGACGGGGACUUUGAGGACUACAAACGGGAGGUCCUGGAAUCACUGGGGGAGACCCUGGUCCACAAGGUCAAAGAGUGACCUACCUACUGCAGAACCAGGGCUCUAUUGGCACUCUAUUCCCUGUACUGCACCAUUUUUCACCAGAGCACUAUGGGCCCUGGUAAAAUGUACUGCCUAUGUAGGGAAUAGGGUGCCAUUUUGAAAAGACCCCAGGAGGAAAUAGAAAUGUAAUGCAAAAUAACCUACCACUGAAGCUGGCCAUGUCAUCAGCUCAGUGCUGGAGUGAAUCUCGAUAGUCUAAAGUGGCUUUGUUUCCUUGUCUCGCCUGAUCGUUCACCACUUAUUUGAAUAAGCAUCAUGGCUGAAGUCUCUCCCAAAUCAGUUUAUUCAAAGAAAGGUGUGGUGAGGAAGCCACGUUAAGAGUAUUGAGAAUACACCCCUGGUGUACUGCAGUAUCCUCUCGGCCUAUGAGAUGCAUACAUUUUCUUAAGUUCAAUUUGCCACCUUGCCCCUCUCCACACAACUGUAGAUCUGAAAAGAUAGGGUGUGAUUUGGAAUUCAGAAUUUGACUGGACAAGUGGGCAUGUGUCAGUCAGCCAGGUGACAAUGGGACAGAAAGAAAGCGUAAUAUGCUGAAGUAUUUCUAUUGUAGAGGAAAUGGCAAUACAUUACCACUGGAUUCACACGUAGAAACCACGCUCUUAUUAACUGGGAAUAAACAUGUUGACACCUGUAUGAUCAAGUAUUUACUACAGCCAAAAAGGCAAUUAAAUAAAUGGAUUUUGCAUCUUAA